Messenger RNA from Photinus pyralis (common eastern firefly), 2113 nucleotides. Its product is annotated as ubiquitin-conjugating enzyme E2 H-like. The transcript is spliced from 5 exons. Gene Ontology annotation, molecular function: ubiquitin conjugating enzyme activity. The record is from RefSeq and is a predicted model, not a curated record. The coding region runs from base 197 to 745 and encodes 182 amino acids. Gene Ontology annotation, biological process: ubiquitin-dependent protein catabolic process; protein polyubiquitination. Lineage: Eukaryota; Metazoa; Arthropoda; Insecta; Coleoptera; Lampyridae. Gene Ontology annotation, cellular component: nucleus.
UCAGUAUCUGACAGCUAUUGGUGAUUUACAGAUCUGUAGUGAUCAGUGACCUGAAGGUUGUAAAGUAGGAGCAGAACGGGUUGGUGGUGGCGGUUUGUACUCGGCCAUUGUGCAGGUAGUGAAGUGAUAAACGUUUUCGUAAAAAUAUCGUUCCACAUUACCACAUCUGAAUGGUAAUUUAUAGGACAUUGAUAAAAUGUCGUCUCCAAGUGCUGGGAAACGACGUAUGGACACAGAUGUCAUAAAAUUAAUUGAAAGUAAGCAUGAGGUCACAAUUUUGGGUGGCCUAAACGAAUUUUGUGUGAAAUUCUAUGGACCUCGAGGAACUCCUUAUGAAGGAGGAGUGUGGAAAGUACGGGUCCAUUUACCGGAACACUAUCCAUUUAAAUCGCCUAGUAUUGGGUUUAUGAAUAGAGUAUAUCACCCUAACAUAGAUGAAAUAUCAGGAACCGUUUGUCUAGAUGUAAUUAAUCAAGCUUGGACUGCUUUAUAUGACUUAUCAAAUAUAUUUGAAUCUUUUUUACCACAAUUGUUAACCUACCCUAAUCCCAUCGACCCAUUGAAUGGUGACGCUGCAGCAAUGUAUCUUCACAAACCUGAAGAAUACAAGAAAAAAGUAUCUGAAUAUGUACGUAAAUACGCCACCGAAGAGGCUUUGAGAGGUCAGGAACAUAAUUUAAGUUCAGACAGUGAAUCGAGCAUGUCUGACUUUUCAGAAAAUGAAGCGGAGGAUAUGGAGUUAUAACGUAGGUUUUCUUAUAACUCAUUACAAUCGCUCAACUCGUUUAUUAAUAUUUGUGUUGUCUUAUACUUAGGUUUUUACCCAUAAAAUUGUGAUGUGCUUAAUGUUUUUUUUCCAUUUUUUUUUUGUUGAUUUUUUUUGAGUUGGGAGUUCUAAUGACUAAUUAUUGUAUAUAACAAACAACGAUACACGUAUUGUUUUAAUUGUAUCUGAUUCAGUUGAUGUUUGGAAUCCUCCAAUCAUUUAAUGUUCACUUGUGUGUUUUAACAAGUAUUCUUUUAAAGAAUUAGCGACUAAUUUUUUUUAAAAUUUAAUAACAAUUGUACAGUUUUUAUUCCUGUAUAUAGAAUUUACUUAUUUUUACACACGAGUACACUUUGCUAUGAUAGUUUGGAUAGAGCUGUGAAAAUUUAGAGUAUUUAGUUAAUGCGUAUGAUAAAAACAAAUGUGGCAUAAUAUUUAUAAAGCUGAAAAUGGUGUGUCCCAGACACCUCACUUUCUAAAAAUUAAACGUAAGCAAUAAAUUUGUUUCUAAGUUUGGGAUAUUUAGUUGGUUUAUGAUGUCAUUAUAAUGCAUUCACUAUCAGGUAUAAUACAAUCACUAUUUAUCUAUAUGGCGAUUUCGUUUGAUUUUAAUUUAUAAUCGAGUAUUAAAUUCAAUCAUAUUAUUACCAUGAGCAAACCAUGGUUGUUUUUUUUAAUCGAACCGCUUAUAUUCAGACCAUACUGUGGGCACUGAAUAGGAGUUGUAUAGCGUUUAAUGUACCUUUCAGUGCCCAGAUGUAGUCUCAAAUAUUAACUAUAUUAAUAUAUUAUCGAUGACUAAAAUAUAUAUUAUAUAUUACUUUAGAGUAAUUAAUAGUGCAAUAGCAUCACAUAAUUUAGUAAGUACUCUGACCGAAUUAAUUCUUAUUUAAUGAUUUACAAAUCGGGUAUAAUGAGAGGGGAGGAAAGGGGAAUAUAUUAAAGUCUAACUACAUAUCACUUUUAAAUAAUAUAAAGAGAAAUUAAUCAUUGCCCUCGCAAAUUAACACAGGGGAUCAAGUUUUUAAUUAUGUUAAAACCUCCUUACUCCCCAUCCUCCCUGCAUUAAUUUCUCUAGUGACUAAAGAUAACAAAUUGAAGUUUAUUAUUUAUUAUAAUUUAAUGCGAGUAAAUUAUUUGACAGUUUCUUUUCUUACUAUCCUUUAGUUAUCAUUUUUGUUUAUAAAAAAAUCACAGGAAAAGAAAUUGCGCUACCUUCGUAUUUAAGGAAUUGUAUUGUAAUGCAAAGAUUACCAACAUAUUUUUAUAAAUAUUAAUCGUUAUUAAAAACAAUGUAUUAAUAUUUUAAUUUUAUUUAAGGCUGUAAAUAUACGCGAAUUUUAUUUA